Molecule: messenger RNA, 5073 nt
Organism: Cuscuta epithymum
Lineage: Eukaryota; Viridiplantae; Streptophyta; Magnoliopsida; Solanales; Convolvulaceae
Source: the annotation of a GenBank genome assembly
UAUGACACAUAUUUUCGAAUCUGCCAAGGUUUGUUGACAGUUCCCAAAAGUUUGAUCCAUGGUGUAUGUUUUUUUUCUUCAUACGAGUGAGUAUAUGACACAUAUUUUCGAGUUCUUUUAUUUUGGACUUUAUUUGAUCACCAGCACUAACUGUCCCAGCUAUCAGACCAACGUCUCUAUCCCUCCUGAGAUCUUCCGUUGUUGACCGGACGUCCGGACCUGAGAACUGACCUCCGGUGAAUCGAUGAGCCACUCUACCGAACAGCUGAGUGUGUUUUUCUCCUAGCAGACCGGACCUGUCGAUGAAGUGCAAAUCCGUUGCAUGUAUAUGGUCAGGCUCACCACCGGCACACAAAGUCACCGCCUUAGCCGUACUCAAUCACCCUCCUACUCUCUACACUGGUGGCUCCGAUGGCUCCAUCAUCUGGUGGAGCCUCUACUCUUCCAUCGGAUCUGCUAAGGAAAUCAAGCCCAUUUCUAUGCUGUGUGGUCACGCUGCUCCAAUAGUUGAUUUAGGGAUAUGUUGUCCUACAUCAGUUUCUGGGGAUGGUAGAGUAGAUCAAGUUGAACCCAAUAGUAGUGUGGUAUUGAAUUCUAACAAUGGUGCACUAAUAAGUGUAUGCACUGAUGGUGUGAUGUGUGUAUGGAGUAGAGCCAGUGGAAACUGCAGACGCAGACGGAAAUUGCCUGCAUGGGCCGGAGCACCAUCCUUCCUCCGGCCAUUUCCCGAAAAUCAUAGAUAUGUGUGCAUUUCCUGUUUCGCUGUUGAUUCUGUUUAUGUACCUGAACAUCAGUCACUUGAUGGUGGAGUUGAAGGUUUAGUAGAUUCAGAAGCGCUUAAUGUUAAACCAUCUAAAUGCACAAUCAUCAUUGUUGAUUCAUAUACUCUUAACAUUCUCCAAACAGUUUUCAAUGGAUUCUUAUCCAUCGGACCUUUAAAGUCUAUGGAUAUAGUUUCAUCCAUUGGAGAUAUACUUAUGCAGUCAGUUAUGAUGGUUGACUCUUUCGGAAAAGUACAAUGUGUACCGAUAUUGAAAGAAUGUGGUUCAAACUCAGAAAAAAUGACGGCAACACCUAGCAUUCCCUCUAGUAUAGGGAAUAUAGACUGGGUAGAUGGGUCAAAUGAGAGAGGUCUUCUGUUGUCUAUCAUAAAUUUCGGUCAGGUCUUAGGUUUUCUGUUCAAAACAUGCUGUAUAUUUCGGUUCUUAGAGGAUGACAGUAAAAUAGAGGAAAUUUCUUUUUUAGAUAGUCCACUUUCUGUAGAAGGCAGUUAUAUCGUUGGGGGCAUGGUUCUUAGAUAUGAUCAAAUUGAGACAGGGCUUGAUUAUGAGAAUUCAUUUAGUUUAUUUGCUGUUUGGAGUAAUAGAGGUUCAGCUGUUAUAUACAGGGUAUUGUAUUCAAGCAAUGUCUUCAUGUAUGAACCCAUAUCUACCAUCUGUGCCAGUUCUUGCUCUUCUGAUGUGAGGUUAUCUAUAUCCUUUGCUCAAUUAGACAAAUGUCUUAUCCGGGUAGAAUCAAUUUGCUUUCAUAUGGAAGAACCAUCGUUUUGGAUGCCACAUUUAGCGGUUUGGUCAUUGCCUGAACAGUGUGGUAAUUAUGUGAAGCUAUCACCUCAAGAGUGUGACAUGAUUGGUAAAGGAAACUACUUUGAAGACUGGGACGUAAACCUUACUUCCUCUGGAACAGAGGGGGUAAGGCAGGAUGUUCGAGCAAAAGCAAAGAGCACUGAUCAUAAAAUUUCUAAGAGUUAUUGUUCUUAUGAUAGAGGAGGGCUAGUAUCUUCAUCCCUGGUUAUUUCUGAGGACGACUAUGUGCCCUUAGCUGUUGUUUACGGUUUCUAUAAUGGUGACAUAAAAGUAAUGCGUUUUGACAUGUUUUUCGAAGAAUUGAAUUCUCACCAUCAAAAUGAACACACAACUGAACAUUGUCUCACUGGUCACAGAGGGGCUGUACUAUGUCUGGCUGCACAUUGUCUGAAAAAAUCUUCUGAAGGGACUUCCACUUAUAUUUUGUUGUCAGGAAGCAUGGACUGCACAGUUCGUAUGUGGGAUCUUGAUUCUGGCAAACCCCUAAUAGUGAUGCACCAACAUGUAGCUCCAGUCCGCCAAAUUAUUCUCCCCCCACCUCAAACUGACCAUCCUUGGAAUGAUUGCUUUCUUUCUGUCGGGGAAGACUCAUGUGUUGCCCUUGCUUCACUGGACACUAUGCGAGUUGAACGAAUGUUCCCAGGCCACCCAUUUUAUCCCGCAAAAGUUAUGUGGGACAGUAGAAGAGGCUAUAUAGCAUGCCUCUGUUCAAAUCAGAUAGGAGCAUCUGCUCGAGUUGAUAUUCUGUACAUUUGGGAUGUGAAGACUGGGGCCCGUGAGAGGGUCCUUCGCGGAGCUGCUGCUCAUUCAAUGUUUGAACAUUUCUGUGCAGGCAUCAAUAAAAAUCUUCCCUCCACUGAUAUGCUAAAUGGGAAUACGUCUGCUUCCUUGAUGCUUUUUCCUGUUGUUGAUGAGGCGAAGUAUUCACAAACUUCGGGGAAGACGGCCUCUUCGUCAAAAAUAUCUUCUGCCGGUACAAGAACAAAUUAUAGGUCUACGUCUGCAUCUGGGAAUGGUGGAAAUGCUUCUGGGUCUGUUUUUUCUUCCUUCCAUUGCACAUACCAACCAAUUAAAAGCUUUUGUCCAUUUCCUGGAAUUUGUGCUCUAUCUUUUGAUCUUACAGAUCUCGUGUCUCUUUGUCUGAGACUUGAGCCUUUGAGAAAUGAGUGUGGUAACCUCAAUAAAAAGCAAGAAAAAGUGGCAAGGAUUGAGUAUCACUCACAUACUGUUGAUACUAAGCCGAACAUUCAUAGAAAGGAGGUUGGAAAGGGAUUGCCCGGUCAGCACCACACAAUUGAGGAUAACAAUGUUGACGAGACUAAAAGAGAUGUUGCCCAAUAUCAUGAGUGGAUCUGCUCCCUUGAGAAGUGUUUACUUCAGUUCAGUUUGGCAAUAUUACAUUUGUGGGAUGUGGAUUAUGAGCUUGAUGAACUGCUAGUGAAUGAAAUGAAGCUUAGGAGACCAUCAAAUUUGUUUAUAGCUUCUGGUCUAAUAGGGGAUAAAGGGUCUUUGACACUGACAUUUCCUGACGCUACUGCAACUCUUGAGCUUUGGAAAUCAUCAUCCGAGUAUUGUGCAAUCCGUUCACUAACUAUGGUUUCCCUUGCCCAGCAUAUCAUUAGCCUGUCACACGCCUAUUCAGCCGCCAGCAGUGCACUUUCGGCAUUUUAUAUGCGCAAUUUGACAGAGAAGAUCCCAAACAUUAAGCCCCCUUUACUGCAGCUUUUAGUAAGCUUUUGGCAAGAUGAGGUUGACCAUGUAAAAAUGGCUGCACGUUCUUUGUUCCAUUGUGCUGCUUCACGAGCUAUACCCCCUCCACUUUGCACGGAUAAAGCAACCCAUCAUGAAAGUUUUAUGGAUUAUUCAGAUGGACUGUCAGAAAGAGAAAAGUCUAACUCCACAGCAGAUAAACCCACAGACUACUCAAGGGCUGAGAGGCACAUAGAGGUAGAAACGGAUUCUGAGGACAUAGAAUCUGAAAUAUUAUCAUGGCUAGAGUCAUUUGAAAUGCACGACUGGAUUUCUUGUGUUGGAGGCACAAGUCAAGACGCAAUGACAUCUCAUAUUGCUGUUGCUGCUGCUUUGGCUGUUUGGUAUCCUAGCCUUGUAAAACCAAAGCUUGCCAUGCUAGUUGUUCACCCAUUGAUGAAAUUGGUAAUGGCUAUGAAUGAAAAAUAUAGUCCUACUGCUGCAGAGAUUCUAGCAGAAGGUAUGGAGAGCACAUGGAAGGCAAUCAUUGGUUCUGAAAUAACUCGACUUUUUGGGGAUAUUUUCUUUCAAAUUGAGUGCGUCAGUGGUGCACCUGCUAAUGCAUCCAUUCAAAAGUCAUCCUUAUCUGAAAAAGUUUAUGAAACUUUGGUUGAUGUUCUUCUUCCAAGUUUAGCAAUGGCUGAUAUACCAGGUUUUCUGAAUGUAAUUGAAAGCCAAGUCUGGUCAACUGCAUCAGAUUCACCUGUGCAUGCAGUAUCCCUCAUGACUCUUAUCAGGGUUGUACGCGGUUCUCCAAGAAUUUUAGUCCAGUACCUUGACAAGGUGGUUACUUUCAUUUUACAGACAAUGGAUCCUGGUAACUCGGUCAUGCGUAAGGCUUGCUCGCAAAGUUCAACGGUUGCAUUGAAGGAAGUUGUUCGUGUUUUUCCUAUGGUAGCCCUAAAUGAUUCAUUGAAAAAGUUGGCCAUUGGAGAUGCAUUUGGUGAGAUAAACAAUACAAGCAUUCGCAUAUAUGAUAUGCAAAGCAUUACAAAAAUAAAGAUCUUGGAUGCAAGUGGACCACCUGGACUUCCACGUUUGCUAGGAGGUUCAGAAAUGGCUGUGAAUUCUGCUAUAUCUGCUCUUAGCUUUUCACCAGAUGGAGAGGGGCUACUUGCUUUCUCUGAGAAUGGACUGAUGAUUAGAUGGUGGUCUCUAGAGUCUGUAUGGUGGGAAAAGCUUACCCGUAAUCUCGCUCCUGUUCAGUGCACCAAAUUGAUUUUUGUUCCACCAUGGGAGGGGUUCUCACCUAAUUCAAGUAGGACUAGUAUAAUGACAGCUGCUGCAUUUCCCAAAGAUGGGCACAAUACAUCAAAGGAGAGCUUUGAGGCUUCGAAUGAAAUGGACAAAUUAAAACUGUUGAUUCAUAAUAUUGACUUGUCCUAUAGAUUAGAAUGGGCAGGAGAAAGAAAAGUAAAGCUCACACAUCAUGGCCGCGAAUUGGGUAUUUUCCAGCUUCAAGUGUAAUUCUUCUUUGUCUUCAACCUUUCUUGUGCAUUCUACUAUUCUUUUCGGUUAAAUAGGGGUGUAAACAAGUUAAUGAUAUUCGGUCUUCAAUGAUUUUUGUCUUGAUUUUUGAAGUGCAUGUUUACUGUAACUGGGGACAUUGAAUCUAAUGUAUAUAUAAGCUUUUAGCGGUGCAAUGUUGCAGCCAUUCUUAGCUUUUUACUAAUUGAUAUGUUAUGAAUUGAGGCUUGGGUUGCUCAAAAAAAUAUUAAAAGACAUUUAUUCUCACCGG